AUGUGGGAUGCUGCAGGGCAUCUGUUUACCCAAUCGAAGGGGCUGUUGAAGAGUCCGGACGGGGGGGACUCGCAUCACCUGCUCGGUCCUGCGGAGGAACACCACUUUUACCACCGGGCCCAUUUCGCUCCCUGGCAGCUGUCGCCUUUACUUGUGGACAAUGAAGUUGUGGUCACUGGAACGCGAGUGAUUCUCACGGAAAGCCGCGUUGCACGACUGGACUUCAAGCACAUUGGCUUUUCAAGCGAUGCCUGCGCCAGUUGGAAACAAGAAUCGUUCGACCGAGAUGUCGUUCGAGGUUACGAAGCCAAGCGGGUGGUUCCGAAGUUCCGCCAGCUCCUUCUACCUCUGCUGGGCCUCGUGUGGUGUACCUUGGUCCUGUUUGAGAUGUCGCCCAACAUUUUGGACAUCGUUCACGACCUGGUCAUUUUGCUGCCAAUUGAGCACACGCUAUGGCUUGUCGGUGGCUCUUGUCGGAAUCUCCCGGUCUGUAAACAUUCGCUUGCAAAGCCCCUGCACCUUGCGUCAGAUGCCAUCAAGCGAUUCAGGCCCAGUCCACAAGGAAAUUCUCCGGAGACGUGGGCGGAAGCAGGGGUACGUGCAGGCUACAAGAACAAACGAUAUGAGCGCGUGAGCUUCCUGCAGCCAGAUCCAUCUUCAUUGGCGACAUCAGCGACAUUCAACAUAUCAGAGGACAGCCGCGUGUUCAGCAGGCCACCUGGUGAAGACGAGUGCCAGAGCUUUACGCCGUGGAGUGACGUGGAUGGCAAUGAUUGUCAGAAAUAUUCAGAGCCGGGAUGGCUGAUGUCUUGCCAUGAUCUUCGCAGUCUGGAAGAGCGCACGGACAAUCUGGAUGAGCGGCGAGAUUCUGAUCUGAAUCUGUCUCCACGGGAGGCAUGCUGCAGCUGUGGUGGCUCGAAUGUUACUGGGCGUGAGCUCGCAAUCAGCAAACUCGCGAGCUCUGUGUUUGCCGUCCUGGAAUCCAUUGACAACUCUCGGGAAGUGAAGUCUCAACUUCCCGCAGCCAUCGUGGCGACCGUAAAGGAGGCUGUUGAUAAUGGGAAGGAUGUGUUGGAGAGUCGACUCCUGCAGUUGAGCAACUUGGUGUUGGCGCAAGCAGGGCGCUUGGCGGGCAACAGCAAAGCCCAUCUUUAUUUUGAACGGUCAGACGAGGUGGUUCCCGCUUUGGAACUGUUGUCGAUGUUGUUCCCAUCUGCCUCGGCAGUGGUAGUAGCUCGAAUGAAGAUGGAGCAAGACCCCGGAAUGCAGCGGCAGCUGCAGCAGCUGCAGGACACGGCGACGCGAACAGCUUCGUAUGUGCGCGAAGGCUCCAAGGGCAUGCUGGAGAUUGGACCGGCGCUGCUAAGCCACCACAUGAGAGCUCUGAGCUGCUUCUGGAGGAUCUACUUCCUGGUGCUUUUCUGCAUAUGUUUGGCCGCAAUCGCAUGGUGGUUCGGUCUGCAUCGCAGGCCUGUUACUUACAUCGUCCUCCGCAGCCAUGAUAAGUAUUUUGGGCCGCAGCGGCAGAUCGAAAUGCCAGAGGUUGUUAUGCCGCUGAGCUUUUGUUGGGUUGGAUUGAGGCGUUUGAUCUUAGUGCUGCGUUUUCCUGUGCAAGUGGAAGCCCCGCGCGCUCCGAUGCGUUGCGCGGGGCUUCUGCUCUGGUUAUUCGUGCAGGUGCAGGGCCAGUUUGAGAAGCAGCGAUCCGUGGUGCAGGCACCUCUGAGUGCCGUCCAGCGGCGAACCGCAUCUCCUGUCGAUGCCUUUGGCAACCCUGUGCCGGACAGCGUGGCGAUCCCGAACAUCCCACGGGCAAAGCCUCCUGCACGUGUGACCUCCUCUGCAGGUUAUCUGGAACUGGAGCUUGUUUUGGAGACAGUGGAUCUCCAAGCAGAGUGCGAGGUGUUCCGAAACGAUGCAGACGACACGGAGCCGUCGAUAUCAUGCUUCAAAGGCUCCUGUGUCACUUUGGUCAAGCUGGCCAGCUUGAAAGUGGAUGCGCGCUACAUGUUCACCAUGCAUUCCGUCCGAAAGGUCACGGAUGGCGUGACGGGUCAGGUCUUCGAAUUUCAUGGCCCUCGAAGCCAUCCCAUCACCUUUGUGACCGCUGGUCUACCAGACUGGCAGUUGGCAAUUCCUGAGACAACGUCUCUUGGCUCCAUCGUGAUGCGGUUGUCCUGGGAGGAGCCAAACACGGGUGGCAGCGCCAUCCUGGGUUAUCAAGUUGAGAUGGAGACAAACUCCCAACCUGGGUGGCAAAUCAUCUACGACGGCCAGCAAGAUCCAAGCGUUAAGCAUUUGGUGCUUUCGAAUCUUACCUACGGCACGACCUACUUUUACAACGUGUAUGCAAUCAAUGCAAUUGGCCGUAGCCAGCCCAUCUCGACUGCCUACACGGUAGCGGUGCCACUCGAGAAAACCUUCUUCUACCCACUUUCCACCGAUCCAUCCAUCUCGCGAGAUCCAAUUCCAGACUUCAUCAUUGCUGACGUCCCGACGGACUUGACCAUCCGUGCAAAGAACCCUGUGACCGAGUGGUUCGAGGUGGAUAGCACUCAUCGCAACUACUUGGCUGCGAUACAUGAUGCCUGCGAGCUGAACUCUGAGCGUACGCUGUGCCUCCCAGUUCCCGAGCAGCAUCCGGACUACCAGGAUCAUCGACAGCGCCUGAACCAGAGCGGAUCUCAGAGACGCUUUGCAGUGGUGUUGAUGCCGAAAAGGCAACCGAAGCUUGUUUCAGAUCUCCGGUUCAUGCACGUCUUGGGGCAGUUCCAGGAAGCCGGUGGAUCAGGGUCGUCCCUGUACCGCCUGAACUACACCGGCAACAAGACGGGGAUCUAUUCCUUGAUGGUGUACGCGAUCUUCGCCAAUGGCCUCUGGGGUCAGUACUGGGAUAAUGCCUGGUUUUACGGAUUGCCGGUCCUCUCCAAAGUCGAUGAAACUAUCAGCUUCGAGUGGGGCCACCACGAGGUCACUGCUCUAGCCGGAGAUCACAUCACAGCCAGGUGGGUGGGCUUCCUUCUGGGCCCUACGACAGACGAAUACACCAUCUACGUCAAGGCAGAUGAUAGUGUUCGCGUUUGGUUUCAAGGUCAUUUGGUCGUCGACUACUGGGACUCCUCCAUUCCAUGUUGUCCCGAGCUUUGGACUCGCCAGCUGCUGGAGAAAGACAGGUUCUACUCCAUCAAGGUUGAGUGGAAGGAGAUGCAAGGCAAUGCGCAGCUGCGGCUGAUGUGGGGUCUGAUGCCAAGUCGUUGCAUGAUCAUCCCGGGUGCCAACCUUUGGCGAGGAGCUCCACUUGAAAGCGCGCCUUUUCGGAUUCUGGUGCAUCCAGGACCACCCAGCACUCAGACAAGUGGUCUUCUGGAGCCUCUGGAGCAGCUUCGGACCGGGGCUUCGCAAAGGCUUUACCUACAGGCUCUCGACACCAUGAGCAACACCGUCAACUCCACGGAUGUCCAGUUUGAAGCGUAUUUCUAUUCGCCGAGCUACACAAAUGCAACUGUUCCGCUUGUAUUCAGGUCCACUCCGCUCAUGUUGCAGAGACGAGAAGACCACAUCCACGAUCACCUGCACUUCAUCGAUCUUGUUCUCCUAGAGCCUGGCAACUACACCUUGGAGCUUUUCCUCAAAGGGCAUGGGCAGCUGGCAUCCAGCCCCAUCCACUUCUUGGCAGUGCAGGACGACAUACAACCGCAGAUGUGCACCGUUGUUGGUCCGGGCUCCAAGGAGUUCAUUGCUGGAGUGGAGACGAACUUCACUCUGCAGCUUCGUGAUGCCUUCGGCAAUGCCGUGCCACAUGUCGAUGGGGUCAAAGUCGAGGUCGACUUGGAGUUUGUGGAGGAAAUAGGGCCGAACUUGACGUAUGAUGAUCGACGGCUUCGUAACCUCACUGGCGGCCAUUAUGCGACGGCAACUUCCAUUACGAAGGGCGAGUCUGGCAGCUACUUCAUCACGUACACCGGCCUCAGAGCCGGGUUCAACCUGCUGACGAUCAAGGUCAACGGCCUUGUCAUCAUGGGCCAUGAGGAAGAGGUCAUCUACAACCCGCCCGUUCAAGGACAAAACGUGCA
Molecule: messenger RNA, 4070 nt
Organism: Symbiodinium sp. CCMP2456
Lineage: Eukaryota; Dinophyceae; Suessiales; Symbiodiniaceae
Source: the annotation of a GenBank genome assembly